CUGCUUGCCCCUGCCCUGUCUCCAGGUGAAGCUCUACCAUCGAGCCAUGUCCUGCUGCAACCCGUGCGUGCCCUGCCAGCCCUGCGGCCCGACCCCGCUGGCCAACAGCUGCAAUGAGCCCUGUGUCAGGCAGUGCCAGAGCUCCACCGUCGCCAUCCAGCCCUCCGCCGUGGUGGUGACCCUGCCCGGCCCCAUCCUCAGCUCCUUCCCGCAGAACACUGUUGUGGGCUCCUCCACCUCCGCUGCCAUUGGCAGCAUCCUCAGCUCCGAGGGAGUGCCCAUCAACUCCGGGGGCUUUGACCUCUCCUGCAUCACCAACCGCUACUGCCGCAGACCCUGCUAAAGGUGAUGGCUGCGUCCUCAGGCAGGAACAUCCAAGACCUCACAACAUGGAUCUGGACAGGAGAUAGAGCUUCACGGCGCUGUUUCCUUCUUCCA
Molecule: messenger RNA, 438 nt
Organism: Strigops habroptila (Kakapo)
Lineage: Eukaryota; Metazoa; Chordata; Aves; Psittaciformes; Psittacidae
Product: feather keratin Cos1-2-like
Exons: 1
Coding region: 47-343 (98 amino acids)
Cellular component (GO): intermediate filament
Molecular function (GO): structural constituent of cytoskeleton
Source: RefSeq, a predicted model, not a curated record